This is a messenger RNA of Solenopsis invicta (red fire ant), 7821 nucleotides long. RefSeq lists its product as uncharacterized. Gene Ontology annotation, biological process: regulation of transcription by RNA polymerase II. Gene Ontology annotation, cellular component: nucleus. NCBI's taxonomy places the organism in Eukaryota, Metazoa, Arthropoda, Insecta, Hymenoptera, Formicidae. The transcript has 2 exons. Bases 472 to 6276 code for a protein of 1934 amino acids. Gene Ontology annotation, molecular function: DNA-binding transcription factor activity, RNA polymerase II-specific; RNA polymerase II cis-regulatory region sequence-specific DNA binding. The record is from RefSeq and is a predicted model, not a curated record.
CCUCGUAGUCGCGUCCGCGCUUGUCCUCUCGUCGUGGCUGCUCUCGUCUACAUAUCAAAAUCGAGUGUUCGCGACGACGUCACGUCAUCGUCAGCAGCAACCUCGUGACCCCGCGCGCGCGAGUCACGUACGGUAUACCGCCCCAUUGGACUCGGGCUUAACCUCGCGCGUGGCGACGACGGCGGCGACGGCGGCUCUACCAGGGCGAGCCGCGCGCGGCACGGUCGCUAUGGCAAAGGGUGGCAUCACUGGGAACGUGUUGGAAGCCACGGGACGAUGCAGCGCUCAUUGAUAUGACGCCAUUUUACUAACCUUUCCGUCGUGUACCACUACGAGUCGUUCGGGGCCACCGAAACGCUUCGCGCUGCGCGCCGCAUGCCACGCGGCUGUUCGCAACGUUCCACGGACUACGCUCAACGCCUGACCCCGGACGCUCCGCGAAAGUAGAUUGCUGUAACAGUUCGCACUAUUAUGGAAGAUGAGGAUGGAGAAAGUAAAAUAGUAGAUAUGUGGAACAUAUUGGAGGAGCAGCGACUCAAUGAUUCCACAUUGGACAAUGCACUGAAACAUUCCAUCGGCGACGUGUACAGAGCUGCAAUCGAGGAGGAACAGUUGAUCCGCUACAACUCCAUCAUAGCGAACGACACGUCAGCCAAAAAUAUUGUCCCAGAGUCAAAACUCCUAGGCUUCAAGGGCUUCAAGAAGCGGAUUUUGUCCGAGGCUCGGGAAGUUCCCACCGCCGCGCCAAAGAACAGCGCGCCAGCCUGGCAAUCGACGCAUCCCAAUGCGAGAACCGGCAGGGACAAGGGAGUGGAGAGGAAGCGGAAGCGUAAGAUAACGGAGUACGCUCAAUAUCUGGGCCUCCGACCGUCCGCGAGAUACAAGUGCUCCAAGUGCCACGCGUGGUCCAGUUACGGUCGCAACUCGAAACAGAACUCGUGCGCCUGUAAUCCUAGUAUGACACCGAUGCCCAGUACAUCCGAGUCGAGUGCCUCGGUGCCGCACGCGAGCAACUUCAAGAUCACGCGGAAGGUUUACUUGUGCUCGGCGUGUGGCACGUACUUUGAAAAUUGGAACUUGUUCUUGCACAUGAGGGACAUACACAAGCGUCACAUAUGCCUUUACUGCCUAGGCAUGUUUGGCCAGGCGGAGAGGCUGUCGUAUCAUUUGAUGAACAAGCACAGCGUUCCGGAGAUGGCGUUCUCCUCGGUGGAGGAUUUCUAUCACGCCUUCAAGGGCUCGUGUUACCUGAUCUGUUGCAGCUGCGAGAAGGUGUUCUCGGAGACCGACGAUUUCUUCAAUCACUUUUGUUCCCCGGUGUUGGAACAGGACGCGACCGUAGCCGUUGCGUCUAUGUGCACCAUAUGUAGGCAAACCGGCACGCACGCGAGUACCUGUAAUUUCACACUAUCGUUGGAUACGGAUAAGGAAUUGUGUAGCGCCUCAACGCCCCUGACAGUCUCCGCUGAUGCAACGUGUACGGACAAUGCAUCACCGGCGACCGUUCCUCCGUCGGAGAUAACUACGAAUCUCGGGGGUAAAGGACUACCGAGAAAAGCGUUAAAAUACAACAGGAGGAAACGCGGAAGGGACGAUACAACGCAACAGUCCAAUCAGCAACAAAAAUUGAGCCCGCUGACGAAGCUUGGCGCAAAAGGCCCGUGUAACGAGAAUCAAUUCGAUUGCGAUCUCGAUGUCCAAAGAGAAAUUACGAACAGUUUACCUAGGGAUACAGUCACCGAAACGAUAAUGGAAGUGUCCAGGUACACGGGCGGUAAUUCAUCCGACGAGAAUGAUGAGAACGACGAACAAGCGAUGAAUAAAGAAGUGUACAACAAUCGUGACAGAAGCUCGGGAGGAAAGUCGCCGGUUCAAAAUUGUCAACUCGAUUUCAGUGAGCCUUACGAUAGUGUAACCGAGACUAUCAUGGAGGUGUCACGCUACACGGGCGAAGAAAAUAAGAAUGAGAGAGAAGAUGCAACGUAUACCCCAAAUGCACGUGCGUCGCAUGCGCUUGAAAAGAUGGAUAAUGAAGACGAGGAAACGUGUGAAAAAAGUGACACCGAUCCGUCACGCUCGGUCAGUUCGAGAGCACCUAGUCCAAUGCAGUGGGACGCCGAGGAGAUGGCGACAGCGGAUACAAAAACGAACGCUACGUGCGAGACUACCAAGUACGACAGUUCACGAGAUGCGCAAAGUUGCAGUCCCAUCAAUCGAUCAUUGUUUAGUCCGCAACACGAAUCGCACAUAUCGGAUCCGCAAUCCAAAGAAAGAGACAGUUCCGAGGAUGCCGACAAGAAGAAGGUGGAGAAACCUGUCGCGACGAACGCCACCGAAUCUCAAGCCUCAGUUUCGUUUAACGCCGUUGCUUCUUCCGAUAGGAGUUUGGUCAUCAAGAUUUGUAAUAGGAACUCGCAAUUCAGAGUUGCGACAACCACCGUCACGAGUAGGGAAUCCGAGGAGAACAACAACGCCGAAGAAUCAACGUCGAAGGAGAGACUGUCGAACGGUUCGGAAUUGGAGAGGGACAUCGUUGGCGAUAAUCAAGCGAACGAACUGGACGAUAGUGAUUCCGACAGCGAUAAAUUGGCGGUAGUAGACAGCAAUCCGGAGGAGGAUGAGGAAGCGGAUGACGGUGAGGAGGGCGAAGAAGCCGACGAGGCCGAAGACAGGCGCGACGACGCGGAAGACGAAAACCAAAGGAACCAGGGGGAAAAUGACGAAACUAGAAUUGGAACAUAUACCGAUGAGUUAUUUUCUGUCACGGGAACGUCGAUGUCGGUCGGUAACACCAGCGAGACGUCCGUUAGCAACGCAGUCGGAGAUGUUGCGAAGGAACAAGUGAGAAGCCAUACGGUGGACAAUGCUGGUAUCGUGUUGGCCGGCGAGGAUGUCCCGUGUAUUGACCUGAACGUCGAGGGCACGCUGGACAGCAUGGAGCUGGAGGAGCUUUUGAAACGUUGCAUACAGGCAGCCAGUCCCACCUGCGUGUACUGUAACCACGCACGAUACAUCGCCGUCAACGGCAGACAGCUAGGCCUGCACAUGCUGGCGGAGCACAAGUUUCAGCCGCAGCAUCCCGCGAUAAUCAUACACGCGGAACAGUUCACCGUGCGAGUGAAGAGAUCCCUCGACGAGCUCGAAUCCCGUUACUUUAAUCUGGAUACGUAUAACAGCAUGGAUGGCACGUACAACGUGCCGAAAGUGUUGAUAUACGAGUGUUUUCAUUGCAGAUUUCAUUCAACGGUGCACAAGGAGUUAUACUUGCAUAACCGGAAGAUGCAUCAGAAGACCAUAUUGAUCUGCAUAAUGUGCAAAUCGACGUUCUACAGUUAUAGCGAGUUGGUGUGCCAUCUGUGUCCUGGCGUUUACUCGCCGAAUGUGAAUCUGCGAUAUCGAUGUUGCCUCUGCUCGGUGGCGAGUCUCCCGUCGGCGUUCCGAUUGAUGGUUCACGUGCGCAAACGUCAUCACGCCUGCGACGUCUGUCUGGAGUCUACAGGCAAUCAGCAGCGUCUCUCGAAUCAUGUAUGGAAGCACAAGCUACAUCAUUUGUGUUACAGAUGCGGCAUCGCGUACCGUAACAAACCGGACAUUACGAAACAUCUGUUCUGGAAGCACGGCACGGAGAGCGUCCUGUGUCGAAAAUGCUUGCAGAAGAAAUGGCCGCACAUAUAUCAUUUCUGUAUACCGCCCACAGCGUUCGUCUGCGAGGAGUGCGGCUCGAGUUUUAGGCGCGCAGUGGCGCUUAAGGUGCACAAGAGGCUGCACUCCGGCGAUUCACCGUACGGCUGCGAUGAAUGCGAGCAGCGUUUUAUAUCGCGAAAACUCCUGGCCAAGCAUCAAACGGCUCAUAGGGAACCCGAACCGGAAAAUGUCCACGUGGAAGUAACGAAUACGGAUGUCCCGUUGAUGGACAAGGAUGAAAAAUUGGACAAGGACAUGCCCGUGGCGACAACCGACGGGGACCCGACGACGGGAGUAGAGACCACGUCAAAAAAUGUCAAAGAGGCUGUGAAAAGAGUGGUCGAUGUUUACGAUCUGCCGCCACUCAAUCUGUCGUCUGAAAGCGACACGGAUAGCGAGGAGGAAAAGGAGAAGGAAAAACCCACUUCCACGGAAAAAUCACCGGAGAAGGAAAAUAUUGAGGAAGACGCAGUGAAGAAGAAUGAAAUCACCGAAACGACCGUCGCCGACGAUGAAGACGUUGCCGCGUCGAGCAACGACAUAGUCGAGGUAGAGCGGAACGAAGAAGAGAAGAAGCAGGAAGCGCGCAUUAUGGACGGUAUUUGGGACAACUUUAAGACGUAUGCUGCCAGUCUGGACGUAGAGGAAUCCGCCAAGAAUGUCGCGUUGAAAGAGAGCGUACCUGAAACCGACGCCGCGUACUUGAGGAGUAUCGUUUUUUCCGACCACGAUUAUUGCGUAGUACAUUCAUCCGAUAAAGAGAAAAAGGAAGAUGAAGCUACUUCCAAGGACGACGAUGCGACGGCACACGAAACCAAAUCUGGAAGAAGUCCAUCACCCGGUACUCCGACUCGCAACGCUGGAGGCGACAACGACGCGAACAAACGGAAGGCAAAGACACCCAAGAAGAAAAAGAGAAGUGGCAGCACGUCAUCCACGAGCGACUCUUCGAGCGACACCGACUCAACCAGUUGCUCAUGUGGCACCAAUUGCAGCUGCAGCAGUUCUUCGUCUGGCAGCUCCUCUAGUUCUAGUAGCAGCUCCGAUUCCGAUAGUUCCGCGUCUGAAAGUUCGCCUAGAAAGCAAUCCGGCAGUCGUAAGGAACGGAAUAAAAAGGAGAAGGAAACUGCACGGGAAAAUAAAUCGCAGUCCCUCGAGCCGGAGAACAAGCCGGAGAUCACGAUAGAGAACGGUCCUACAGACCCUGAGAUAGUAACGAGCGAGCCUUCUCCGAUGAAGCUCUUGCGGGAAUCUGACUUGGAGACCGAGGAAACCGAAACGGACGAGGAUUUCUAUGAUGAAUAUCCACAGCUGCUCGCUAAUAAAUUACUGGCGGAGAAGCGCAAUCAGUUGCUACUGUUGGCUACUGUAGCGCCAGCAUCAACGCCGACCUCGACGCCAACCUCGACGCCGACCUCAACGUUGAUGUCAACGAUGGAACAAUCGUCGAUGCCACUAAAUAACGGUGUUCUGGUCGCAGAAACGGCACUAUCAGAUCCGGUCGCAAUGUCCUUAGAAAAUCAACAGCCGCAACAGCAACAAAAGAGAAAAACAAAAACGAAAAAACGACGGAAGGGCGAAAGGAGCGGUAAGCGGAACGCGAUUACAGCACCCAUCGUAGAAUCGAUCAAACUGAACAUUCCCAAGGCACUUUACCAGAAGAAUUCGGGGUUUACUGCGUCAUCACAGCCAACUUUGCCAUUACAUCCCAACAGCAGGUCCUCGACGCCGAACAUGUUAGCGGCUGCAACGUUCAACGACUUUCAUAGCGGCAAUGCUGCGAACAUCGCGAUAGAGAUGCAACAACAAAUGUCAUCGGCCGUCACCACCGCCGUCAUUGGCGUAUCGAAUCAGAACGUCGGUGGCAGUGGUGGUACGGACACGGAGAAUAAGAGAGUUUCGAAGAGAAAACGCGUGCCGAAGCGCUUUUAUGGUGACUCGAGCGACGACGAGCCACAAGAAAAACAGUCGUUCGGCCGAUGGCGAAAAAACGAGACAAACAUCUCUACAGCCGCUACUAUCAUCACAACCACUACUAUUACUCCUAUUACUACCGCCACGACCAACACCAUCCCGGCUUUUACACCGCUGCCGCCGACAAUAAUGACACCGCCAAAUUCGAAGCCGUUGGUGUCGAGAUUGUCUUUGAGCGGUAAAAUUAUACAAACAUAUAGCAACAAACAUAUGGUAACUCAAGUGGAGCAGGUAGUUGCAAGCCAGCAGCAAACGGCUCUACCAGAAGCAUUACCAAUCGCCGCACCAACGUCCGCCACUGAAUCCGAGGAUCCCGUAGAAAGCAGCAGCGACAGCAGCGAAUCUGAGGCGGAGAAUACUGUAGAAUCGCCAAAGAUCAACCCACCGAUGCUAGCCGUUGGUGCAUCGACUGCUGAACGGCCCGGCAAGAUCUAUUGUUACUGUCGAUGUCCCUAUGACGAGGUGUCGGAAAUGAUAGCUUGCGAUGGUGAUGACUGUCGCAUCGAGUGGUUCCAUUUCGAAUGCGUCGGUAUAAUGGUGCCGCCCAAAGGCAAGUGGUAUUGCCCGGACUGCAGGAAUAAGCACGGUAUUGUGCAGAACGACGAGUACUGCGAUUGAUAGUUGCCGCGUAGAACGACGAUAGACGACGGCAUGUUAUUACCAAAUUCGAGCAAUCGGAUCGUUGCUUUUUAGGCAUAAUGCUAGAAUUUUUGUCUUUUUUUCUUUUUCACGAGCGUACGAAAGGAAAAAAAAAAUUGCUACACUGUUCCACGUUGAUAUUUUUCUUAAACCGAUACACAGAGAGUGUUUGUACAUAACUAUGUAAAUACGUCUUAGAAUUAUAAGAAUGAAAUAAGGUUUUUUGUGUACAUUUCUUUGUACUUCUUUUAACGGCAGCAUGUAUAAAUAGAUAGCGUUUGUAGGUAGAUGAUUAAGUAAAUAGGUAUAUCACCGGCAAGGUAUUAUCAUUAACAUCUAUUGACAAUGUUUCAACUACAUCUGAUGUAAAUAUCUAAAUUAACUUAUAUAAUAAUGGUACCUUAUUGGUGAUAGUAUAGAUAAUGGUACGAAAUCGAACCUAGCAAUGUGGCAGGGUUGCGUCUCUCACAAAUCUUAGGAUCUUUGCCUGAUUGCGAUUACACUUGCAAUCGUUGGCAUUUCUGGCGGUGUCUGUACCCCGGUCUUAGAGCUAUCCUCUAUUACGGUUGGCGCUUAAAUCUAUCUCUGUUGGUCCGGUAAGACCACGCUGUUAAAUGUUUAAUGUAACUGUCGAAUUUAAUUUUCCGCGAAUACGGAAAUGCGAUUAUUUUUUUCUUUUUCGUUGUACUCUAAAUUUUUUAAAUACUAUAUCCUCAAAGCGUCAUCGAUUAUUUCUUUAAUGAUGGCGACAUACGAAUAUUAUUGAGUGGCGCUUCCUUAAAGCAAUGUAUCUCUCGGGAGGCGAAUCUUUCCUUGCUUCUAGUCUUUUGUAGGUAUUGUUUUGGAAUAAAACCCCUUAUUCUUUCAGCAGUCAAAACGUCCCUUUUGCCAAUAGUUUUUUUGCGGAAAAAAAAACCGGUCAACGAUAAUUAUGUGGUAGUACAAUUAUCUGUUUUAUUUUUUUGUAAUACAAGUUUACAAAUAUUGGCGAACAACGUCAUCCUUCGACUUUAAACUGUCGAUUAAUAAAAUAAUAACGCGCGGUAAUUGCAAGUAUAUAAUAUUGGAAAUAAUUAAUGUUUAUUGAACAUUUUAUUGAACACACAUUGCUACAGCAAGUACGAGGAAACAAAUUUAUAUCAUGGUCUUAUAUUAUUUUCUCGUUUCGUACAAAUUACAUAAAUUUUUAUGGGAAUAAAUGAAACGACGAAACGUUGCUGACGAUCCUGCCAGCGUUCUCCUUUAACACUUGUCAUAAUUUUAAUUUAAAUUUUAGCAGAACGAAACGCGGUCGCGCGCGCAAUUUUUGUCUUCAGUUUAACGGUUGUAUGCGUUUAACGGACCUCGUCACAGCGGUAGCUGUAAACAAAUCUUUAGAGUACUGCAAGUAACUGUCACGCUGAUUUCCUCAAUUGUCAGCCAUAGUUUCCUCUAGUAAUUCAAUAUCCAUGAUGUCCAUGGUGAAAUCUUUGUAAGAUAUUCUCUGUAUCAUAACGUAAUAAUACAUUACUCUCGGGAAGCCUA